Messenger RNA from Nakaseomyces glabratus, 693 nucleotides. RefSeq names its product aspartate/glutamate racemase family protein. The record is from RefSeq and is a predicted model, not a curated record. Lineage: Eukaryota; Fungi; Ascomycota; Saccharomycetes; Saccharomycetales; Saccharomycetaceae. Gene Ontology annotation, molecular function: amino-acid racemase activity.
AUGAAGGUUGGGAUUAUAGGUGGGAUUGGUCCUGAGGCUACCACGCACUACUACAUAAGCAUUAUUAAGCAGUUCCAGGAUGCAGUUGGUUCUGACAAAGUUCUCCCCGAGAUGGUGGUUGAGAGCAUCAAUAUGUACCACAUGUUUGAGAUGUUGGAACAGAGACAAUAUGAUGACGUUGCUGAAUAUUUAGCUCAUGCAGCAUGUAAUCUUCAGAAGGCUGGUGCUGAUUUCGGAGUGAUGUGCGGCAACACCCCACAUAUUGUAUUCGAAAAGAUCCAGGGCAAGACAGAUUUACCAUUGUUGAGCAUGGUCCAGUGUUCAUUGGAUGUUGCCAGUGCCAUGGGGCUUAAGAGAUUGGCUUUGUUGGGGACAAAAUUCACAAUGCAGAACGAUUUCUUUAAGAGGCCUUUUGAAAUGGCCGGCAUUAGCAUAUACACACCUUCUCCAGUAGAACAAGAGACAAUUCACCAAAAGAUAGUAGGUGAACUGGAAAACGGAAUAGUAACGCCCGACACUAAAAGUACUCUCCUCACUAUCAUCAAUGGAAUGAUCAAGGAGCAUGGACUUGAUGGUGUAAUCCUGGGCUGCACGGAACUACCGCUCAUUUUAAAUCAAAGGGACUUCUCCAUCGAAGUUCUGGAUAUUGCCAAGGAACAUAUUAACGCAAUUGUAAAGAAACUCUCUUGCUAG